Molecule: messenger RNA, 1362 nt
Organism: Salarias fasciatus (jewelled blenny)
Lineage: Eukaryota; Metazoa; Chordata; Actinopteri; Blenniiformes; Blenniidae
Gene: rnf150a
Product: ring finger protein 150a
Exons: 7
Coding region: 47-1342 (431 amino acids)
Source: RefSeq, a predicted model, not a curated record
GGAGGAGGACAGCCGCGGAGCUCAUCCUUCUCAAACCCGCCGCGCCAUGGCUCCAUCCCUCAUCCGAGCCUGCCGCAGUCUGGCUCUCUCGACGUGGCUGCUGUCGUUCUGCUUCGUGCACCUGCUGUGCCUCGACUUCACGGUGGCGGAGAAGGAGGAGUGGUACACGGCGUUUGUAAACAUCACCUACCUGGACCCCGUCACUCUGGAGGUCAGGACGGAGAAGACGGAGUGCGGUCGCUACGGGGAGCACUCGCCCAAGAGGGAGGCCAAGGGUCUGGUGGUGGUCCCGGCCCUCCUGCAGGACCGGCAGGCGUGCGAGCCCGGCGUCCGGUUCCCGGUGCUGCCCAACACCGCCUGGGUGGCGCUGGUGGCUGCGGGGAAUUGUACGUACCGGGAGAAAAUCCGGAAUGUCGCAAGCCACAACGCCUCUGCGGUCGUCAUCUACAACGUGGGCUCCAGCAGCAGUAACGACACCAUAACAAUGCCCCAUCCAGAUACGGGUGAUGUGGUGGCCAUCAUGAUCCCGGAGCCUAAAGGACGAGAAAUCUUGGCUCUGCUGGAGCAGCGCAUCAUGGUCCUGUUGCACAUCACCGUAGGAACCAGAAAUCUGCAGAAGUACGUGAGCAGGACGUCAGUCGUGUUCGUCUCCAUCUCCUUCAUCGUGCUCAUGAUCAUCUCCCUCGCCUGGCUCGUCUUCUACUACAUCCAGAGGUUUCGCUACGCUAACGCCCGCGAUCGCAACCAGAGGCGUUUGGGAGAUGCUGCCAAAAAGGCCAUUAGUAAGCUUCAAGUGCGCACCAUUAAGAAAGGAGACAAGGAAACUGAGUCAGACUUCGACAACUGUGCCGUUUGCAUUGAAGGUUAUCGGCCGAAUGAUGUAGUGAGGAUAUUACCAUGCAGACAUGUUUUCCAUAAGCAUUGUGUUGACCCGUGGCUGCAAGACCACCGAACCUGCCCCAUGUGCAAAAUGAACAUCCUCAAAGCUUUGGGAAUCCUACUCAACCCCGACUGUUCAGAUGAGAUUCCACCAGACUACGAGACGUCAGUCGGGGGCCCGCCCACGAACCCCAUCAGCGGCGCCAGUGAAAUCACCGUGAAUGAGAGCUCGGUGGUGCUGGAUCCAGCUGGGAGAGCGACAGACCUGCAGCAGCUCCACCCUGAGGCGGAGCCAGCGCCUCAGCCUGGGGAGAGCCACAGCAUUGCCAGCAGUGAACACCAGCCUCCUCUCAGCAGUGAUUCGGACACCUCCAUCAUGGGGGUGGAGAUCGGCCUGUCGGAGGUGGAUCUGUCCAGGGAGCGGGAGUGUCACGAGGUCAAAUCGAGAUCCAGUCAGAGCUGAGCGUGAAAGAAAAAUAUGAA